GUCAUAUUUACAAAAUGUCGUCGUGUCAAUCCUGUGAUCUUCUGAUCAAUAAUAAUGACUAUUUACAAUGUACGGCAUGCAGUGGGCUUUACCAUUUGUCUUGCCUAGACUUAACUUUGGAGCAAGCUUUAAACGUGAGACAAGCGUGGUUAUGUUCGUUUUGUUCAUCGGUCAACACGCGGAGACGGAGAAAUGACAACACCCCCGUUCAGCGUGCUGCUUUUGACGACUCUGUCAUGUCGUUGGAUGAUUCACACGCUGCAGACAGGCCCCCCCUCGUAGUUAGAACAGACAAUAGCAAUUUGUUAGUGACGCCGCCGAAUUCCUAUCAUGAAAUAAGAAAUAUAUCUGGAAAUAGCAGUUCACUUUUAACAUCUGGUCCUGAAGCGUUAUUACACGAUAUUUUGACGAAAGUGUCGGCGUUACAGACUCAAUUCUCGGCGAUCCAAGCAAUACAAUCGGAUUUGUCCCAAGUUAAGAAUGAUAUUGCCGAGAUGAGGAGCAGUAUCGACUCCAAAUUGACUGACUUAGCCGGCAGAAUGAGCACGAUUGAGUCUCGGGUCACCGCACUGGAAGAGUGCAAAGCAGAAUUAGACGACGUAAAAAAGGCAAUCGGCGAUGUUAUAAACGACUCCCGAAGAAAUGAACAGUGGGUUAGGCGAUCUAACAUACAAAUCAAUGGCGUGCCGGAAACAAAGGGAGAAAACUUGUUCACCAUUCUGAAAUCGUUAGCGGACCUUAGUGGAUACUCGCUGAAUACGAAUACCGACGUAGACUUUGUUACGCGUGUUGCUGUGAGGAACGACUCGGACGGCGCCAUACCGAAACCCAUUAUUGUUAAGAUGCAAGCGCGCUAUAAAAAAGACGACUUCAUGGCGUCACUUCGUAAAUUACGAAAUUUAAAAGCUUCCGACUUAGGAUACAGUACCAGCCUUAAUCGAAUUUACGUGAAUGACCAUCUCUCGACUUACAAUAAAUAUCUACUCAAAGAGGCGAAACAACGAGCCAAACAGAAAAAAUAUCAAUUUUGCUGGGUUCGCAAUUGCACAGUCAUGGUUCGUCGCGAUGAAAAGUCCCCGGUUUUGUAUAUUGGGUCGGAAGAGGCUUUAAACAAAAUUUCAUAGGCGUUACAACUUUAGCUUUGCAUUUGUGUAUCGAAAACCUUUACCUCUAUA
Cydia fagiglandana is the source of this 1175-nucleotide messenger RNA. RefSeq lists its product as uncharacterized. Lineage: Eukaryota; Metazoa; Arthropoda; Insecta; Lepidoptera; Tortricidae. Gene Ontology annotation, biological process: retrotransposition. The coding region runs from base 15 to 1124 and encodes 369 amino acids. Gene Ontology annotation, cellular component: ribonucleoprotein complex. Gene Ontology annotation, molecular function: single-stranded RNA binding. The transcript has a single exon. The record is from RefSeq and is a predicted model, not a curated record.